This is a messenger RNA of Xenopus laevis (African clawed frog), 4206 nucleotides long. It is a transcript of the gene skic2.L, whose product is annotated as Ski2 like RNA helicase L homeolog. NCBI's taxonomy places the organism in Eukaryota, Metazoa, Chordata, Amphibia, Anura, Pipidae. The record is from RefSeq and is a predicted model, not a curated record. The coding region runs from base 178 to 3927 and encodes 1249 amino acids. The transcript is spliced from 31 exons.
CAGUCCCUUCCGCGCUUCACAGUGAUAGCCUAGACAGGAACAAGACUCUUAGUGACGUAGGGUCACGUGACACGUGCUGGACAGAACGGGGCUCGAUAUGGUACAGUUGAAAUAGAAGAGCACUUUUGACAAACUUGAAAAUCCUUCUUCGUUUCCUAUUUAAUACAAUUCUGGAAGAUGAAUACAUUAGACUUAUCCAGUAGGGAUCCACUGGAUCUUCCCCUUUCACUACUAGAAGUGGGUAUUGCUGGGAGAUUGGAACUUAUCACAGAUCAUGCCAAAUGCAAUGGAUCUUCCGUUCCUUUAUCUACGAUCCCUAAUGGACUACCACCUUAUGAUGUUGAUUUGUCAUAUGAAGUUAUCCAGAAAUAUCUCGCUGAUCCUGAGUGGCUUUCUAUUCAUCACUUUGACAGGUGCCAGAGGUCCUGGCCACGAGUAAAGAACUUGGACUCCCUUUAUCACAUGGAAAUCACAGCUCCGCACAUGGAACUUAGUGUGGAACGAAAUGCAGCUACGGGGGAAUUACGUGGAAUUAAUGAGACUUCUGUGGAUCACACCAGUCUGUCAGCUCAGAAUUCCCUCUCUCUUCGCCGCCCCCCUGGCCCUCUUUCCCAAUCUGUUAGAGGCAGCAGCUCAAACUUUCCUUUUUGGCCAGGUGGGAUGGAUGAACCAACACUUGAACAGAUUAAACACAUAGGAGAUGAAGAAGAAGUUCUGGACUUUGACAAUGAUUUACUUACUGUUCCUCCUGGAUGGAAACAUGGAAUGAAUUUCAAACAGUCAGAUGUAUUGCGCCCUUCUGGUACACUCACCCUCACUAGCUUGUUAGGGUCAUUGGAGGAUUUCACCUUUGGUGAUUCUAGUGAUGAUGAAGACACUGUGGAGAACCACAGUGGAGCUGGCAAAGAAAAAAGUAAAACAGAAGGACUGCAAAGGAGCAACAGCUUGGAGGAGCUUGGAUUGGAGACCAAGUCUCCUCCUGUCCUUGCACCGUUGUUUCCAGAGGUAGAAGUUCCAAAAGAGCAUUGGGCAGUGCCCCUGGAUAGUAAUUCACCUGUUGCUGAUUUUUAUAAACAGAUCCCUGACCUGGCCUUCAAGCACCCAUUUGAGCUAGAUACGUUCCAGAAAAAGGCUAUCCAAUGUCUGGAGGCUGGCUCCUCUGUAUUUAUUGCAGCUCACACAUCUGCAGGCAAGACUGUGGUGGCUGAGUAUGCUAUAGCAUUGUCACUGAAACAUAUGACAAGGGCUAUUUACACCUCCCCCAUCAAAGCACUGUCUAACCAGAAGUUUCGAGAUUUCAAGAUAACAUUUGGUGACGUUGGAUUAAUUACUGGGGAUGUCCAGCUAUACACCGGAGCUUCCUGCCUAAUUAUGACCACUGAGAUCCUGCGGUCUAUGUUAUACAAUGGUUCAGAUGUAAUUCGGGAUUUAGAGUGGGUUAUCUUUGAUGAGGUCCAUUACAUUAAUGAUGCUGAGAGAGGUGUGGUGUGGGAAGAGGUUCUCAUCAUGUUACCUGACCAUGUCAACAUCAUUCUUCUUAGUGCCACUGUUCCCAAUACAGUGGAGUUUGCUGACUGGAUAGGGAGGAUAAAGAAGAAGAACAUUUAUGUGAUCAGCACAACUCGUCGCCCCGUCCCAUUGGAACAUUAUUUGUAUACUGGAAACAGCCAAAAGACACAGAAUCAGUUCUUCCUGUUGGUGGAUGCCUCUGGAGGAUUCCAAACAAAAGGAUACUAUGCUGCAGUUGAGGCAAAGAAAGAACGAUCCUCUAAGUACUCGCAAACAUUUGGUGCAAAACACCCGCAUGGAGUAGGACCUGGACAUGAUAAGGGAACAUGGUUGUCCUUGGUGCAGUCUCUCAAGAUGCGGGAGGCACUGCCUGUUGUGGUAUUUACGUUCUCACGCACAAGGUGUGAGCAGAACGCUACAGCAUUGAGCACUGUUGACCUGUGCACCACAGCAGAGAAAAGUGAAGUCCAAACUUACUACACAAAAUGUCUUAGCCGCCUACGUGGAGGAGACCGUCAACUGCCACAGAUUUUACACAUGCUUGAUCUGCUAAAGAGAGGAAUUGGAAUUCAUCACAGUGGUAUCCUGCCCAUCUUGAAGGAAGUUGUAGAGAUGCUGUUCAGCAAGGGACUUGUCAAAAUCCUCUUUGCUACAGAGACUUUUGCCAUGGGAGUAAACAUGCCUGCACGCACAGUCGUUUUUGAUUCAAUCAGAAAACAUGAUGGAUCCAACUUCCGAGACCUGACACCAGGGGAGUAUAUACAGAUGGCUGGCCGUGCAGGACGUCGAGGUCUAGAUAACACUGGAAUGGUGAUUAUAUUGUGUAAAGCAGAUGUACCAGAGAUGAGUGACCUGCACAAGAUGAUGCUGGGAAAACCCACACAGCUACAAUCUCAGUUCCGUCUCACUUAUUCCAUGAUUCUGAAUCUUCUUCGUGUUGAAGCUCUCAGGGUUGAGGAUAUGAUGAAGAGGAGUUUUGCCGAGUCCAGGACUCAAAGAGACAGCAAAGCCCACGAGCAACGUAUAAAGCUUCUUACCCAACAGAUGGCAGACAUGGGUGAUAUUGAGUGUUCUGGAGACCUGGCAGAUCUCCGUGACUACUUUGUCACUGUUCAGGAACUCAUUCAUACCCGUGAGAACGUGCAGAAAAGAGUGGUAGAGUCUAUCAAUGGAAUGAAAUGUUUGAGUGUGGGUCGCAUCAUCAUCAUCAGUACUGAGUAUCACCCAUGGGUGCCAGGUGUGAUUCUACAGGUAUCUUCUGAUGCCUCCAAUAGAGUUUAUACCACUCUUGUGCUAUGUGAGAAGAAAAGAGAAAUUGGAGUCACACAUCUCGAGACACGAGAAAAGGAAGGAAAGAAAGCACCUGUUCCUGAAGAUUUGCUGAUGGGCAAAGUGUUCCGACCUGAGGGCCCCUGUGAUUACAAACUUCUUAAGCUCCGCUCAUCAGAUAUAAAUAUUGUAACUGGAAAAACAUUACGGAUCCAUGCAGACAAGAUCCUAGAUGAUAUUACCAGGAGCCAGAUGCCUCGCUACAGAAAUGACCCUCCAGGCCCUGCAGUCUCAAGUGUGACCCAGGAGCUCUCUCGGCUCUCUGAUCUACCUCCAGGCUCCCUAUCCUCGUUAUGUCCAGUCAAUGAUCUUCAACUUAAGGACCUGGAACUAGUGGAGGCAGUAAGCAGAGGAAAAAAGCUAGAAGGGGCAUUACAGAGCUUCACGUGUCCUAACAGUCCCAGAUUCAACACACAGUAUAUUCUCCUGGAGCAGAGAUCACAGGUCCUGAAUGAGUUAGAGCGACUUCGCUUCUUGACAUCUGACCAGUCACUGAGCCUUUUGCCAGAGUACCAGCAAAGAGUCAAUGUCCUUCGCACACUGCAGUAUAUAGAUGAUGGUGGGGCAGUUCAGCUAAAGGGCAGAGUGGCCUGUGAGGUCAGCAGCCAUGAGCUCUUGGUAACUGAGCUGGUCCUGGAUGGUGCACUGUCGCCACUAGCACCUGAAGAAAUUGCAGCUUUGCUUUCAUGUCUGGUUUUCCAGCACAAGACUCAGUGUGAACCCCGUCUUACCGACAUCCUUAAGCAGGGAGUUAAAAAAGUGCGUGAGCUGGCUGAGCGCUUGGCGCUAAUACAACGAGAAUGCGGCCUGCGUGAGUCGGUGGAAGACUUUGUGGCCCAAUAUAAGUUUGGUCUCACGGAGGUUGUCUAUGAAUGGGCACGUGGCAUGCCCUUCUCUGAGAUCAUGACACUAACCGAUAUCCAAGAAGGCUUGAUUGUGCGGUGUGUGCAGCGGCUGGAUGAGGCUUGUCGAGAUGUACGCUCAGCAGCACGCCUUGUAGGAGACGCAACACUCUGUGCAAAAAUGGAUGCCGCAUCUCAGCUUAUUAAGAGAGACAUUGUCUUUGCUGCCAGCUUGUACACUCAGUAGUUUCAGAGAUCCGGUCACAGAAUAUGAAACCAAAUAACGGUGCCUGAUGUGGCCUGUGAAGUUCAAGGUUUAACCUCCAUGAGGUGUGCCUUCAUUAGUGUGAGAUAUACAGAACAUAGAAGCCACUCUUAAUACCUGAAUUCAGCAUUAUAUUCAGUAUCACAUAAAGGCUAUAAUUGAAUUUCUUAACAACGCCAGAAUGAAACCAUGCUGAUAUUUAGGCUGUGUUACUAUGGAUUUCAGUAGUCCAACUCCUAUUAAACCAAAUGUGAGCUCUCA